UCAGCAUUUUAUUGUACCGCUAGCCCCAGCUGGCCCAUCUCAAGAAACAUGAACAGCAUAAUAUGAGCAUAGCAUCUCGUUUUCACGAUUUUAUGUGUGCAUGUAUCAAAAUAAUUACCAAAAUUUGAGUUCAAUUUAAAAUGACUCUUGACCGAUCGCUGAAAACAAUUGUUUCGUGCUUCAUAGAUCGUAAAGCAAGUUGAAGAAGUUUCUUUCGCAGUUGGGUAGUCAUCGCAUUACCAAGUGAUCGAUCGUUGUUCGUUGAAAAUAUAUAACAGGAGUUUAAGCUUGUACAGCCAUCAACUGGUGAUCACAGUUUUACAGGAGCAAUAUCUGCAGAUAUGGCGGAUUCUCAGUUGGAUAAAUCUACGAUCGAUACAACUACUACAACCGAUAGCGAUAACCAUUCUAGCGGCGAUGUCCCCGCUGUCACACCUGUCGACGAUUCGUGGCAGAAUUUUAAAAUAACCAAGUCGACAGAUGCCAACGACAACGAGCACGAUUUCAAACUCUUACUGGAAACCCCACGAAAAAGUAUUCUCGGCGAUACUUGGAUUUGCACCGAAAAAGGCGAUAAAUAUUACUUGGAUCGAGCAGUCUUGGCUUCUAAAUCAAACUACCUUGCGAGGCUGUCGGAAGGCAACGUAAAAGUAGACAUGGGAGCAAUGAUUAUGAGUAUAAUUCAUGAAGACGACAUGUUAUCUCCCAUCAUCGAAGUAAUGUACGGAAAAGAUUUGAAAAGCGUGAUAUGCGAGAGUAAUUUCGUCGAUUUGUUGAAGAACAUGUGUCAUUUAGAGAUGCAAAUCGAUUUAGACGUAUUCAAAGAGUUCAUCGAGGAUACAAUAAUACCGAAGAAGGAAUUCUGUCACGAAAUGAUCGAAUUGUACUUUUUUUUACUCAGCUCAAGAGUGGUGGAAGAAUGCAAAUGUGAUUAUUUACUACCAACCGUUAGCCAGUAUUUCUCUAAUCGAUUGUUCGAUGCGUACAAAGUGAAGGAAUUUUUAUUCAUGCCCUUCGAAGGACUACUCCGAAUUCUGUUGCAUCGAAACAAAGAUAAAUACCAAGAUGAAGAUUUUGUUGGCCGUGUUUGUGCGGAAUGGAUUUGUCACGACUUCAAAAAUCGUGUUAACCAGUUGAUUAAAUUGGUGAAUGCAACGAAACAUCGUCAUGGAGUAUUCCGUUAUUGCCAUGUGAAUGAAGAACAAUCUCAAUCUACAAUAGAUUUUUUGAAGAAGAUCGAUGAGAAUCUCAGGAUGCAACAACUGAAAAAAUAUUUCAACGAGUUGUAUCAUUACUAUGGUGAUAUUACGUUUGAUUGUUCACAGUUGGCCGAUGAAAUAUCAGACGAAUUUCAGUAUCGUAUCAUAAACAUCAUCGACCUACCUAGCAGAUGGGCUACGUUUCUGAAAGAAGGACGCUUCUGUGAUGUCAUCAUCGACGUCCAUGGAUUUCCUUGCAAAUUGCACCGUAUCAAAUUGCUGUCAGCCUCGCCGUUCUUUUACGAUCUUUUCACCAAAAACAACAAAUCAUUGGGUUCCACAGUCAACGAGAAGUCUGAAAAAGAUAAAUCGAUAAUGGAGACGCAUACAUUUGAUGAGAUCGACGCAGUAGCUUUUGAAAAAAUAAUCGACUACAUUUACGAAGGAGAAAUUGAGAUCACUUCGCAAGAUCUUAUAAUUAAUUUACUCCAAGCUAGCGAUUUUUUGAAAAUAGAUGAUCUAUAUGAGAAAUGUCGUUCCUGGCUCUUAGAUGCUGAGAAUGAGCUCGAUAUUACUGGUGACUUUUUCGAUUUAUUUCAUUACCUCUAUGAGAAUGAACGGAAUUCAGAUCUGCAUGUCGUUGUGGUCAAUCGUAUUCUUGAAGAAUGGCCAAACUUCGAAGAUAAUGCCUUCAAAAACAUCUCCUUGGAAGUUCUGAAAGAAAUUGUCGCAAUACCCGAAUUAGAAAUGGAAACAUCCUACGAAGUAGUUAACGUAUGUUCGAAAUGGAUCUUUCACGAUAUGGAAAAAAGAUGCCAUCACAUGUACGAAAUCGCCAAAGCUGCUAAUCGAAAUUAUACCGUUAAAAUUGAUCUGCCAAAAUCGGAACCACUUGAAAAUUCUGUCGAUUAUUCGUUAGAUUGUGUAAAAAAAUCUUUCACGGAGAUCCUGCAGUCCACUGCUCUUGUGCCAUCGACUUGCGAUCCAUUUUUCAAGUAUGAUCAGAAACCCCGUUUUAUUGGCGUCAAAAUCGAAGGAGCGUUGAGCAUUAUGGAUGAAUAUUUCAACGAAAUUGUUUGCAUAAACCUGAAAGGUUUGCCUACUUAUGCGACACAACCUGGUACUUCAAUUAAUCGUCAUUCAGCGACUAUCAUCGAUGAUAAAUUAUUCGUACUUUUCAACAUCGAUGAAGAAUUCUAUUUUUCUGUUUAUCUUCCGGCAAUGAAAUCGCAAAAAUUCAUUUCGUUGGCUACCGAUGCCAGAAUGGAUUCGUCAGUCGAGUACGCGAUUUUUACCUGCAACGAUGAAGUGUUUUACUCUGCGGGGAUACAUAUACAUAAAUAUUGCUUUCAUUUGAAUCGAUGGAUUACUCAUCGGAAACCGCGAAGUGAUGAUGGUAAAAAGUGGUUUACGAGUGAUGGAAAACUCCGCUUCGCAAUAUCCUUGAGAAAACAAGAGAAUCUAGGUUGGUCGAAUGUUCUUCGGGCCUAUGUUUACGAUUACCAGACAAAAAAAACCAAAUGGUUGCCAAUUUUGCCUGUUACGCCAUCACUCGUGGUAAAGGAACCUGAAAAAUGGGAUAAUUUACCUAUCAAAGUGAAUGUUAUCAAGAAUGACCUUUGCGUCUUGUUCAAAUCAAAGACUUUCUUUUUUCAUUGGAAAAGUCAAACUUGGAGUAGUAUUGAUAAUCUGUAUGAAGACUUCACUACGUUUACUGAACGUGCUGACGAUAUUUUGUUCAUUUCAACCAAGAAUGGAGCUCAGCUGUACUCUCCCACUGACAAAAAAUGGAUCGCCGAUCAAAAAUUGGAUAACUUCGAGAGUAUUUCUGCCGUCCAUACAAUUAUGAAAUGACAUGUUGACAUGCUUGUUUCGUCUUGACUUGAGCUUUUGUUUUAAGUAAUAAGUUUAUUUUCUUUAUCUUUAUUUUUGAAAAUCCAAGUUUUUCUUGAUAAAUGGUAUUUUAACGUUUUUUUAUUUGGAAUUUUAAUUAUUAUGCGCUGAGUGAUGGUAAAAAAUUUCGGAUCUUUGUAUUUUUUUAAUGCAUUGAAAUGCAAACGUAGAUUAAAAUAAUCUGACUGUGUUCGUAAAGUUGAAAAUAAAUUUUCAAUUCUGCUGAGA
Planococcus citri (citrus mealybug) is the source of this 3320-nucleotide messenger RNA. RefSeq lists its product as uncharacterized. Gene Ontology annotation, molecular function: protein binding. The transcript has 3 exons. The record is from RefSeq and is a predicted model, not a curated record. NCBI's taxonomy places the organism in Eukaryota, Metazoa, Arthropoda, Insecta, Hemiptera, Pseudococcidae. The coding region runs from base 342 to 3053 and encodes 903 amino acids.